Orussus abietinus is the source of this 597-nucleotide messenger RNA. RefSeq names its product probable 28S ribosomal protein S16, mitochondrial (gene mRpS16). Bases 99 to 518 code for a protein of 139 amino acids. Lineage: Eukaryota; Metazoa; Arthropoda; Insecta; Hymenoptera; Orussidae. Gene Ontology annotation, molecular function: structural constituent of ribosome. Gene Ontology annotation, biological process: mitochondrial translation. The record is from RefSeq and is a predicted model, not a curated record. The transcript has 2 exons. Gene Ontology annotation, cellular component: ribosome; mitochondrial small ribosomal subunit.
UUCUGGUUAUGUAUGAACUUGCUCCAGUUUGAUGGUCACGUACCUAACCUCAAAGUGUGGCCGUACCCCGUAGCCGGUUCAAAAAUUACAAUACGAAAAUGACACGAAUGCCGCUGCAUGCUGCCUCUGGAACAGGAAUUUACAAAGACCUGACAACAAAAGUAAUAAGACUCGUCAGAUAUGGAUGUACAAACAGACAUUUCCUUCACAUUGUUGUAAUGGAGACCAAGAAGCAUCCAAAAUCGCCACCCAUAGAACAAUUAGGAACCUUCGAUAUCUGCGUUAACGAAAAUAACGAGAAGCUCGUUGCCUUCAACUUUGAGAGGGUACAGUUCUGGCUGAGCAAAGGCGCGAAGGUGACAGAUCCUGUCGCCAAACUUCUGGGACUAGCAGGUUAUUUUCCUAUUCAUCCGAGAACCUAUAUGACUGCAUGGAGGAAUCGAAAACAUGCCGAGGAAGUGGCAGCAGCAGAUGCUGAGAAAGCAUCAGCUGAGAAAGCAACUGCUGAGACGAACUGAAGCAUUAGCCGCCCCUGUUUUAGCAUAACUUUUGUAUAUACCCAUAGCACGUACAAGUAAAAAAUCUAAGUUUACGCCG